This is a messenger RNA of Colletotrichum godetiae, 4574 nucleotides long. RefSeq names its product beta-tubulin cofactor d. The record is from RefSeq and is a predicted model, not a curated record. Bases 202 to 4311 code for a protein of 1369 amino acids. Gene Ontology annotation, molecular function: GTPase activator activity; beta-tubulin binding. The transcript is spliced from 3 exons. Gene Ontology annotation, biological process: tubulin complex assembly; microtubule cytoskeleton organization; post-chaperonin tubulin folding pathway. NCBI's taxonomy places the organism in Eukaryota, Fungi, Ascomycota, Sordariomycetes, Glomerellales, Glomerellaceae.
GGUGCUUAACAUUCCUCGACCAGAUAAAACAAGGAUCAAAACAAAAAGGUCACAUUUGGGGUUCAAAUCGAAGUUCUCAAGUCAGCAUUCAGGGAUCUUCGGGCAUCUCAUCUCACCCCGCCGCUACAAGACAUGGAAUGAAAGCCCAGCCAACUGUCGACGAACCUCUCAACCUAUUUCACCCACCGGCGAUCAGCCAACAUGGACGCCCAUGAGGAUGAUGGCGACAUCAAGCUGCAAAAGGCCUCAUCGGAACUGAUUGCAGAAUUCUCUCGCUCACUCCCGCUCUUCCUCCGCAAGCCCGAUGGCAAGACCCUCCGCGCCCGCGUCAGGGUGUCGGAGACCUCACGUCUGACUUCAAGCCUCCUUGACCCAUUCCAAGAACUCCCUCAACUACUGGACCCUCACCUCCCGGAAUGGCUUCCCCUCCUUGCGUCAACGUACCUAGAGCACCUCAACACCCGCACCCGCACUCGGGCCCGGCCAUCGGCUUCAACCCGCUCCCAGCUCCUCGAGCCCCUGAGCCUUGCCAUCGCCAAAAUCAUCUAUUACUUCACCAAGAUCCGGGGCGAAAAGGUCAUCGUCCGCUUUCUCAACGUCGAGUCCCGCCACAUCGAGCCACUCCUCUCGGCCCUUGAGGCCUCGGAGCACGCCUCGUCAACCGCCCGCCCCGCGCUCAACUCCCUUUCUUCGCCCCAGUCAUCCUCUGCCGUGUCAGUAUCCUCACCAGGCGCAGCCGCAAUAUGGUCUUGGGAGGAGCGUUACCUCGUCCUCCUCUGGCUCUCCCACCUCCUCCUCGCCCCCUUCGACCUCUCUACCAUCUCUUCCGCCUCCGCCGAUCCGGAUCUCACCCUCCCCUCGAUCCCAGACUUUGACUGGCCCGAGGACCUCCCCGGAAUCACCGUCCGCAUCCUCCCGAUCGCCAUCAAGUACCUCGCCUCCUCCGGCAAAGAACGCGACGGCGCCCGGGCUCUCCUCGUUCGCGUCGCCAUGCGCCGUGACAUGCAAUCCCAAGGCGUCCUCUCCGCCCUCGUCCGCUGGUCCCUCGCCUCCCUGAAAACCUCACCCUCACCAUCCUCCUCCGAUGCUGCGACACCGGCACCACCACCGCAGCCGCCCUACUUCUACAUCGGCGUCCUCUCCUUCCUCGCCGGCGUCCUCCGAUCCUCCAUAAACACCUCCGACAUGGACGCCUACCUCUCGCCCAUCUUCCUGACCGCGCACGCAGUCGCCUCCGCCGAAGGCGCCCCAGACACCACAGUCGCGGCCGCCCCGUCCGUCUCAACCGCCAUCCGCUCCGUCGCCGUAGCGCGCAAGAUGCUCAUCAAAGUCAUCCGCUCCGUCACCGUCCUCCUCCUACGCAGCAACAAAGCCCCAUCAGACCAGCAGAGCACCGACGAGCUAGUCGAAAUGUCCAUCGGCUACCUCCUCGAAUCCCUCGCCGACAACGACACCCCCGUUCGCCUGGCCGCCUCCAAAGCCCUAAGCAUCGUCACCCUCAAACUCGACCCGGACAUGGCCUCCCAAGUCGUCGACGCCGUCCUCGACUCCCUCAACCGCAACGUCUUUUGGACCCGCGACCCGGGCACCUCCAAAGGAACCUCUUCUUCCGCAAACACCACCACCUCCACGCGCGACCUCACAGCCGUCGACCCCCUAGAAUGGCAUGGCCUAAUGCUCACCCUCUCCCAUCUCCUCUACCGCCGCUCACCGCCCGCCUCCCAACUCCCCUCUAUCGUCCACGGCCUCCUCCUCGGCCUCUCCUUUGAGAAACGCAGCACCUCGGGCGGCUCCAUCGGCACAAACGUCCGCGACGCAGCCUGCUUCGGCAUCUGGGCCCUCGCACGCCGCUACACCACCCCAGAACUCCUUCACGUUCCCACCGCGUCCGUCGUCGCGGCACGCAGCUACCACAACCCCUCCACCUCCUCCAACGCCUCAUCCAACGUAUCCGCCUCCAGCGUCUCCAUCCUCCAAGUCCUCGCCACAGAACUCACCGUAACAGCCUCCCUCGACCCAGCAGGCAACAUCCGCCGCGGCGCCUCGGCCGCCCUGCAGGAACUCAUCGGCCGGCACCCGGAUACCGUCGAAAAGGGCAUCUGGGUAGUCCAGGCCGUAGACUACCACACCGUCGCCCUGCGCUCGCGCGCGGUGCAUGACGUAGCCCUCAGCGCGACAAAACUUUCGUCGCAGUACGGCGUCGCGCUGCUGGACGGUCUGCUCGGCUGGCGGGGCAUAGGCGACGCCGACGUCGUCUCGCGGCGCGUGGCUGGUGCGUCGUUUGGUACGCUUACGUUGGAACUCGCGCGGCAGACGACGGCUUCUGCUUCGGCUUCGGCUGCUUCUUCGUCAACGUCCCCAUCUGGUGACCACAACGACGACGGGAGCGUUGCUCAGUUCACGGCGUCCAUCGACAGAGUUCUCGCACGCCUGCGUACGCUCCAGACGCGCCAGGUCGACGAACGACAUGGUCUCGUGCUCUGUCUCGCCUCCGUCCUCGAUAAAUUCCCCGAGCUGGUCGUCGAUAAACCGAUCGAUACCGUCAUCACUGAGAUCGCACAUCGCAUCAUCCGCGAACUAGAAUCACUCUUCACAGAAUUCCAAACGACAACAUACCGUCGACCAGAGCUAAUCGCCGAAGCAUACAGCCGUCUAAUCACUUCAUCAUUCCCUAUCCUACAAGCUACAUCAUCACCCAGCAGCCAAAUCACAAACCUAGAACCAGGCUACAAGGUCGUCUCAACAAACAACACCAAAAGCCUACUCGAUGCAAUCAAAACACUCGACGCCCAGGACAAGAACAACAAAAUCCCCGACAGCAUAGUCAACCUAGUCUCCACCUUCCACCCUAUCGUCAGCGCAGGCCUCACCCGCACAGAAAAGGAAGCCGUCGCCGCGUCCUCGGAAGCAGGGCUCGUCCUCCUCGUCUUCUCGCCCGCAGAAGAGCGCAAGCGCAUCGUCACAGAAUGGGCCGGCGCCGUGAGGCAGCGGCCGACGUCUCGUGCGGCCAGCGAUACGGGCACGCUGUUUGCGCUGACGAUGGCGUACUCUGUCACGACUACCUUUGGCGGCACCGACAGAAGCAUCGUCUGCGACACAAUCCUUGCGCGAUGGGCCAGCGACAACGAUAUUGACACGCGCGUGGCGAUCCUUCAGGCCCUGUCGCAGAGUGGUUUACUACGGGACCAGGCGCUUGUGUUCCUCGACCUGCUGGCCGAGGGUCUGAACGAUUACACGACCAACGCGAGAGGCGACGUCGGAUCCCAUGUGAGGUUGGAGGCGCUCAAGGCGACAAAAUCGUUGUGGACUAUGGCUCUUGGCGUGGAUCGCUCUCACUCUACUGGGGACGAUGAUGAUGGUAUUGCCAGGGAGAACAACAGCAACGACAACAAGAUGGACUGGCUUCCCGAGGCGGUCUCAAAGCUUUUCCUCCGGAUCCUACGUCUGGCCGCCGAGAAGCUGGAUCGCGUAAGAACCGAAGCACACGCUGUCCUUGCUUUGACUGUUGAGUCUAGCUUCGCAACAACCUUUACAAAGCUCACCUUUUCAUCAAAACCCUACUUCAAAACGCUGCUCAACCUCUACGCAACAGACAACAGCCUCCAACCGCCCAUCGCGGAGCCGGCCAGGGCCGACAAAGGGGCCUGGAUGGCAGAGCUGCUGGCGGGCUACGUCACGUCAGCCGACACGGGCAACGAGGACCUGGUGAUUGCGUCCCGCGCGGCGCUGGCUGACUUUUGCGCCACGUCGCCGCGGAACCUGGAUGCCGUCUGCGCGGCGCUGGUGAGCAACGUCAAGACCCGUCAGCAGCAGACACCAGGCCAGAGCCAGGGCCAGGGAGACCGCGUCGUGGUGCCGACGCUCGAGAUCGUGGCGUUCCUAUGCCACGUCGGGCUCUUUCAACAAUGUCGCGAGGUCGAUUUGCGGCACCUGUGUCUGCAGGUCCAAAAGGCGGGUUACAAGACGGGCAAUGUCAGGAAGCUGGAGGCUUGCAUCAAGGUGUACGGCUGCGUGGCUGGGUUCGACCUGGAGUGUGCCGGUGUGAAGGAGGAGGGGGAGGAGAUCCUCCGGGGUAAGAGGCGGGACGGCAUCUCAGAGGCCAGGAAGCGCCUCGGAGCGUUAAUGUUUCAUCCCUGGCCGAGGGUGAGAAGCUUGGUUGUCGACGAGCUGUGGAAGCUGUUUGGGGAGGAGGAUAAGGAUGGCAGCCACGGCGGCGGCGCCGAGUCGCUCAAGAGUGUCGACUGGAGUAAAGCCGACAAAGCCUCCAUCAACCGCGUCGUGGACCAGUUUGCAUUGUCUCGGGCAGCGUAGUCAAGCAAAGCAUAACACAAUGCGGCUUCUUGGGUUGCGCGAAACGCCGUGAUAGAGAAUGCUUCCUUUCGUCCCAACCAAGGUUAUACGUACCUUUUUACUCAGUGCGGGCCAGUCUCUUCGAGAAGAAAAGUGUAUAGUCAUCUGCCGGAUUGCGACGCUUCGCGGGAGGCGGGGGGCGGGAAAAUGGCGAGCUGUCAACAGAAAGGGAACACUGCUACCCCCUUCCCCGUCGUCCCGCCAGAUUUCAAGGUUCGGCCUCA